UACAUCGGAUGAUACAAAUACACGCAUCAUCUAAAUUCCCUAUUUCUCUCUUUCUGCAGGUAGGUAUCUCUCUGGGUUUAUUUUUCGUAAAUUCUUGAACAAUAACAAUAACAAAAACAAAAAGCUUCGAAUUCACAACAUUUGAUUGAUGAUUCGAUCAAAUCAAUUCAAGAUUUCGAUUCUUGUCUCUCUCAUAUUGUUCGUAUUCUCCGAAUUCACACCCCAAAUCCAAACCAUGAAGAAGAUCCAUCCCGUAUCGAUGAAGCGAAACAUCGCAAUCCGAGACGCCAUGGAAACCCCAUCGGAGACCAGUGCUCAGAAGAGGCUCCGGCGACUCCCUCACGUCUUCGGGAAGGUUCUCGAGCUUCCUUUCCGCUCCGACGCCGACGUGUCGGUGGAAGAGACCGAUGAUUUCUUCCGAUUCGUCGCUCAGACCGACGAAUCGAUCGGGGACGAUGUUAGGGCACACGCGGUGGAGAUUCACCCCGGAGUGACGAAGAUUGUGGUUAGAAACGGCGGUGGUGGUGACGUGGUGGAGUUGUUGUUGGGGGCGUUGGAGGUGGAUGCGUGGAGGUUUAGGCUUCCGGCGAUGACUCUGCCGGAGAUGGCGAGCGCGGUGUUUGUUGACGGAGAGCUCAUUGUGACGGUGCCGAAGAGCGGAAACUUCGCCGGAGGAGAGGGAUUGGGAGGCGUGAGACGGCUCGUUCUUGUACAGUAAUUGAAUUUCUUGAUAAUUGAAUUUCUUUCUUUUUAUGGCCUCAAAUGCUCGGUUUCAAAAAUACAAUUACUGUUCCAGCUCUGUUUUUGUUGUGAUUGAAUUGAGAAAAUAAAAAUGUCUUAUUUUUCGGGCAUUUUAAAUUGGGUUA
This is a messenger RNA of Camellia sinensis, 866 nucleotides long. The record is from RefSeq and is a predicted model, not a curated record. NCBI's taxonomy places the organism in Eukaryota, Viridiplantae, Streptophyta, Magnoliopsida, Ericales, Theaceae.